UGGGACGAGGCCUUUUUUUUCGCUCGUUACGCGAUCUGGUUUUCCGAAUUUUUUCUAAUAUUUCUCAUUCCAUUGAUCAAAAAUAGAAAGCGCUAACAAACCACGUUCCCGCAUUCCUGGGUGGUUUGGGACUUCACAAAUGAAUUUUAAUUAACGUCAAAUUCGAGGUUACAGCCAAAAAAUCGUUAGACAAAUAUAACGCCCGAGAGAGGAUGAAAAUCAACCAAUAACGUGCAAGGUUUGUGUUGCGUCGCCAAAGAACCAAUCAAAUUGCACGUUCUAUAUACGUCGCCAAGAGGCGAGUCCAACAUGGCGUCGUCCAUGUCGUCGCGGAAGCAAGUACCGAGUCCGAGACCGCAGCGGAGACAGAAGGUGAAAAUGCUCCAAAAUCAUCAGUUCAGUGUCUCAUGCACUUUCCGACUGGAAAGGGUGAAAUGCAGUUUUUCACGGAGCACAGCUGGUCACGUUUCCUUGAGUAUACCGACGUCUGGAAGGCCUUCACAAAAGGACCGCAAAGUGCAAGCCGAGAUAGCAAGGCACUUCAUCGCCAAAACAUGCGCCACGUCAGCUGGCGCAAUUGUUGCUACGGAUCAGCAUGAUCAGCCCGUCAGUAUGCGGUUGCAAUCUCACGAUCCUAGAGAAUGCCGGUCAUCAUCGGUCAUGCUACAGUCAGUACACUGACAAGUCCAAGGUGAAGAGAGCAGUUCAAGCCCAGCAAAAAGAGAAGUCUUAAAUUGCAG
Patiria miniata (bat star) is the source of this 740-nucleotide messenger RNA. RefSeq lists its product as uncharacterized. Bases 310 to 681 code for a protein of 123 amino acids. The record is from RefSeq and is a predicted model, not a curated record. NCBI's taxonomy places the organism in Eukaryota, Metazoa, Echinodermata, Asteroidea, Valvatida, Asterinidae. The transcript has 2 exons.